CAAGCGCAACCCUACAGACCUAACCGAGAGUUUUUUAGGUACCUACCUACCUAUUUGAUUGACUCUAACCUGUUUGUCAUUUUUUAGAAAUAUCAAUUUUACGUGAUUUGUGCUUUAUAAACUACAAAUUUAUUAGACUAAAAUGCAAACUGAUUUUAAAUUAUCUCACAAAGCAAAGAAACGCAUCAAGGAAGUAAAGAGAAAAGCUCGACCGGAAUUAGUAGAUAAGCAUCAAUGGACAGCCUUAGGAUAUGCUGGGAAUUUUGAAGAGUUUUUAAAAUGUGAUGACAAUGUAGACAGAAUAAGUGAAAAUGUGGUGUCUCCAGAUGAGUUUAUAGAGAAAUACGAGAAGAUAUACAAGCCAGUAGUGAUAACACACGUGCAGACCAACUGGAAAGCUAAUCACAAGUGGACUUUAGAUAGACUAGCCAAAAAAUAUCGUAACCAAAAAUUUAAAUGCGGCGAAGACAAUGAGGGUUAUAGUGUUAAGAUGAAAAUGAAGUAUUACGUAGAAUACAUGCGGACAACGACUGAUGAUAGUCCCCUUUAUAUUUUUGAUAGUAGUUUUGGAGAGCAUUUGAGGAGGAAGAAACUUCUAGAGGAUUAUGAGAUUCCUAAGUACUUUAGGGAUGACCUUUUCAAAUACUGUGGUGAGGAGAGGAGGCCUCCAUACCGCUGGUUUGUUAUGGGACCACAGAGGUCGGGCACUGGGAUUCACAUAGACCCUCUUGGGACAAGUGCCUGGAAUGCCCUUGUGUUUGGUCAUAAGAGGUGGUGUCUGUUCCCGACGCACACUCCGAGGGAACUUAUCAAAGUGACCGGUGCUAUGGGUGGGAAGCAGAGAGAUGAAGCAAUCACUUGGUUUAAACUUAUUUAUCCUAAAACUCAACUAGAUACUUGGCCCAAGGAAUAUAAACCGGUUGAAAUUUUGCAAAAACCCGGUGAAACAGUAUUUGUCCCUGGUGGUUGGUGGCAUGUGGUCCUCAACUUGGACGAUACUGUAGCAGUCACCCAGAACUUCUGCAGCCGAACCAACUUCCCGGUUGUCUGGCACAAAACUGUGCGUGGUCGGCCAAAGCUAUCCAAGAAGUGGAUCAAAGUUCUUGAAACCAAAGAGCCCAAUUUAUACAAAAUGGCCAGUAGCAUGGAUCUCAGUCAAGGUACUGGCGUGGCGUCGGAUAGUUCGUCCAACAGCAGCUCCUCCAGCAGCGACAGUGAGAGCAGCUCCUCAGACAGCUCCAGUGAAGAAGACAGCGGACAAGAGAGCAUCUCUGCUCACAAGAAAAAGAAGAGAAGGAGAAUAUGAAAAAGAAUCUAUGUAUUUUGUAGUCAAAUCAUGAUUUCUAGUUUGAUCUUAAGUAGUUGUGUGUAUUUGAUUACGUAAAGCUGCCUCUUUGUAUUAUUAGGUGUAUGAACUAAUUUAAUUUUUACAGUUGUUAUUCAAAUGACAAUGAUUAUUAUUUCUUUUGUUACUGACUAAAUUCUUUAUGAAUUAAAUAUUAUUAUCGCCUGUC
Molecule: messenger RNA, 1514 nt
Organism: Plodia interpunctella (Indianmeal moth)
Lineage: Eukaryota; Metazoa; Arthropoda; Insecta; Lepidoptera; Pyralidae
Gene: PSR
Product: Jumonji domain containing 6
Exons: 3
Coding region: 143-1306 (387 amino acids)
Biological process (GO): phagocytosis
Cellular component (GO): nucleus; cytoplasm
Molecular function (GO): histone H4R3 demethylase activity; P-TEFb complex binding
Source: RefSeq, a predicted model, not a curated record